ACCGAAGUGCUAUGAAACAUGUGGAUUCACAUUGCCUUUGAGCAGGGGGUUUUGUGGCGCAUUUUUGUGCUGCUUUCUUUGACUGGUGGACAAGCUUAUGGAGCUUCUUUCUAUGGGGAUGGUUUUGUGCAUUUGAAAACAGUUGGGUUGUCCAGUCAAACGUCUUUCCAUGUACGAUUCCGAACCUCUGGACCCAGUGGCCUGCUUUUUUUGGCAGCUGGAGAGACGGACUUUCUCUGGAUGGGACUGCAUUCUGGCAGAGCACAGGUGCGGAUUGAUCUUGGAUCUGGGGAACGGACGGUUCGUUCUGAGAAGGGUAUCCCCUUGAAUGAUCUCACCUGGCAUACAGUAGAACUUCAACAUGACCUUGCCAACAUCACCCUGACUGUGGACAAAAACUCUAUAACAACUGUUAAGAUGCCAGGACCUGAUCUUGAACUGGAAGUCCAAGAUGGGCUUUUUGUUGGUGGUGUUGGAGAUCUGGAAAAACCCUACCUCUCAGCAGAUAAAACAUCCUCUGGCUUUCGGGGGUGUGUAGAUGAGGUUUUGUUCAAUGAGCAUAACCUUCUAUCCUCCCUUAGGCCUUACUCUGGAUACAAAAUGAUUCAUGAAGUGUCACUUGGUUGCAGCCCAGAGUUUUCAGCCACUGUUAACAAUUCAAUAAGUUUUUUCAGCUCCAAAGCAUACAUGUCGCUGCCAGCAUGGGACGUACCCCAAGAGGGUGUAUUUGAAUGUGAAUUGCAUACAGUGAAUUCAGAGGGGAUCCUUUUAUACAGCUCUGCAGGACAAAGUGACUUUAUUGCCCUGGAGAUCCAAAAGGGUCACCUUGUUGCUAUCCUUAAAAUAGGUGCAACUAAGACAGUAUUGCGUUCCUUGAUGGUCGUCAAUGAUGGGACAUGGCACAUUUUGCGGCUUUAUUUGUCUCCUCUGAAUCUUCAGUUUACUCUGGGUUUGGAGAUGCACAAUUCUAGCUUUGGGAUAAAUGCCAGUGCACUACAGUUUACUGGGCCUCUGUACUUAGGUGGGGUUGAUAUCAGCACUUACACAGAAAUACACAAGAAUGGUUUGCUCUCUAUGGUAGGCAAGCGAAUUGGAGGAGGGUCGUUUAAAGGCUGUCUUCGAAAUAUCCGAGUUAAUUACCAAAGGAUGGGCCUUCCAAAAGCGUUGGUCACCAAGGAUAUUUCUGUUGGUUGUGAACCAGACAAAGGGCUUGGACCCAGUACCACAAGUCCGUCAAUUAUUACUAUGGAUUAUGAAAAUUUGACAGAUGUCCUACCUGAGCUGGAGAAGAAAAAUGUCCUUUUACUCAAGGAUUUGGAGGUUCUUGAAGGCGGACGAGCACCACUUGAGUCUAAACAUAUAAAGAUUAACCUAGAGUUCCGUAAGCUUGGGAUCCAACAUUCACAGGUCAUGUUACGCAUUGAAGAGCAACCAGUACAUGGGCAACUCAGACUGGAUGUUGACCCUAAUCUGGGUGAGAACACCUUCAAUAUGCUGGACCUCUUGCAUCGAAGGGUAAUGUAUGUCCAUGGAGGAUCUGAGGACCUACAUGAUUUUUUCAUGUUUUCCAUCUUCACCAGCAGCAAAAAGGAAGUGCCUAGCUAUCUCAGAGGGAACCGUCUGCACAGAUUUAACAUCAGUAUCACACCCGUCAAUGACGCUCCUGAACUUAGCCUUCCUGAGGGCAGUCUCUUCAUUCUGCUGGAGAACUCAAGACGUCGUUUGAGCACAGAUGUUCUCAGGGCCAUCGACCCUGACACUAACUCAACAGACCUGAUGUUCACAGUGCUUGGAAACCUGAAUGCUGACUCAGGUUUUCUAGAAAUAGAAGAACACCCAGGCCGGGCAGUGACCUCAUUUUCCCAAAGCGAUCUAGAGCAACAUAAAGUGAAUUAUGUCCACAGAGGUGUCAAGAACUCCAGAAUGGCUGUUAGGGUGAGUGAUGGGGACAAGGUAAGCAACACUGUGGUACUCAGGAUCAUCGCUGUUCCCUUAGAACACAAGAUUGCCAAUAACACCGGAGUAGAGGUAACGCAAGGUGAAGCAACCUUUAUUAGUAAUAAACAUCUUGCUGUACAAGUGAAUGUCCCUAAACAAGCAGUGGAUAUUCGCUAUGACGUCACAGUGCCACCAAUCUAUGGUGAGCUGCAAAGGCUGCAUUCAAGUGGGCAGUGGAAGCAAACAGGCACAUUCACGCAGAAACUUCUGGAAAAGGAGCGUCUUCGAUAUCUUAGCACUUUCCAUGGUACGCAGCAAAGUAACGUCACAGACAGUUUAAAAUGCAAAGUCACAGUCGGUUCAGUCAUUACAGAUGAGUUGUUGUUUUUGAUUAGAGUACGCUGGAUACGUUACAGAAUAACCAGAAAUAAGGUAGUGAUAGAUGGUGAACACAAAGUCACAUUGACACCUCAAGAAUUCCAUGUUGUCACCAAAGGUGCGAGACUUUCAGAAAACGACCUUCACAUUCGUUUGUUGACAUUACCAAGGAGAGGAAAUCUUCUUCUUGAUAAUAAGAUUUUAAAAAAGAACUCUACCUUUAGCCAAGAUGACAUUACUAAUCGCAAGUUGCAAUAUGGGCUCCUAGAAAGGCCAAAGGAUGAUACAAGGGACAUGUUUCACUUUCAUGUAUUCUCGAAAUUUGCCAUGUCAGGGAUUCAUGAGUUCAGAAUCAGCAUCAAAGCAGAUAUUCAUUACAUAAUUUUAAGAAAUCAUGGACUUUCUCUCUUGGAAGGGGAGAGCAAGGUCAUUACUAAGACAAUGCUUUUCUCAGAGACACCCAGCUCCAGAGCAGUACACUACACUGUCACCAGCAGCCCUAAACAUGGGAUAUUGAAGAAAAUAAACCUCUCUAAUUCCUCUUCCAGCAAUGACAGCAUAAUAGAGUUCACCAAUCAGGACAUUUUGGAGGAACGCAUCUUGUAUGUCCAUGAUGAUAGUGAAACCGCACAUGAUGCAUUUACAUUCCAGGCCUCUUUUGGCUCUCUGAAAAGUAAAACCCCAGGCACGGAGGGCACAUUUAAUAUUUCCAUCCAGUUGGUCAAUGACGAGAAACCCGUCCGUGUUGUGGAUAAAGUUUUCCAUGUGGUGCGUGACAGCCAACGGUUACUUACACUGGAAGACUUGUGCUACCAUGAUGCUGACACAGACUUUGAUGACAAAGAUUUGCUUUACACCAGACGAAAGAUCCCCAUGGGUGAGUUAGUCCUGGUAAAUGACACCACACACAAGCUUUAUCAAUUCCGUCAGAAGGACUUAGAAGAGAAGAGAGUGUUGUUCAUUCACAAAGGGGUGAGUUUAGGCCGCUGUGUCCUCUUUAUAUCAGAUGGCAAGCACUAUACCUCAACACUACUUGAAGUGUCAGCCCAGAAUCCAUAUGUUAAGGUGGCCAACAACACAGGUAUUUUGGUCCAGAAAGGCCAGGUGGCCAUUUUAAAAGUUGCUAAUUUCAGUAUUUCCACUAAUAUGGAUGUCAGGCAUGAUGAAGAAGUGGUCUUUGAGGUUUUUCUACCACCAAGCCAUGGGACUCUUCAAUGCAAUGGUGUUAAGGCAAAUACAUUCACACAACAUGACUUGAAGAUGGGUCAUGUAACGUAUCAUCAUGAUGACAGCGAAACACAGGAGGACUUUUUUAACUUCACCUGUAAGGUGAAAAGCCUGCAUCUGGAUGUAAGUGUGUCAGUUAGGGUGUACCUUGAGAGUUAUCAGCAGCCUCCAAAGGUCAUUCACAAUAACCCAAUCUUGGUGGAGGAAGUAAAACCUGUCAAAAUCCACAAAGACGUUCUCCAGGUUAUUCACGAGGAUAACAAACCUUAUGAGAUUGUGUAUACUGUGAAGAUGGCACCCACUCAUGGUUUUCUGCGGAUAUCUAAGGUAGAAGAAGUUCAUUACCAUGGCAGUAAGGAGAAUCCCAUUCAAAGCUUUUCACAGGAUGAUAUCAAUAAAGGGCAUAUUCAGUAUGUUCAAACAGACCAUGGAUAUAUUAAUGACUCUUUCUCACUUGACGUAACCAAUGGCGUUCAAACAAUCCAUGAUCUUGUAGUCGUUGUGGAUAUUAUCCCCUUGCACAUCCCUCUAGAGGUGUCUAAUAUGACCCUGAUUGAGGGUUCUUCUAAAGCUCUCAGUCAGGACAUCCUCAAAGUUGUUAACCAACACUUUGAUGGACUCCAAAUCUUCUAUCUUGUAACCGAGGGGCCUCAUCAUGGCCGGAUUGAACACUCAAGGAUCCCUGGUGUUCCCAUUCCUUCUUUCACAAGGGCUCAAGCUGAACAGGGGUUCAUAUUCUAUGUCCAUGACGGAAGUGAGACCAUGGCAGAUAAUUUUACAGUCGUGGCCAAUGAUACAGAUAUAAGGAAGCAAAGCUUGCCCUUUGUGAUUUAUGUCAAUGUAACUCCCAUAAAUGACGAACCUCCAGUUGUAACUGUCAACAGGAUCUUCAAGGUGUGGGAAGGUGCUGUGACAGAGAUAACCACUGAGGACCUCAGUGCUGAGGAUCCAGAUUCUCCUCCUGAGAGCCUAGACUUCAUCAUCACCCCACCUAGUAAUGGGCAUCUAGCCCUGAAGAGCGCCCCCUCCAGGCCUGUUCUGAACUUCACCCAAGAGCAUAUUAAUCAUGGCCAGCUGGUCUUUGUACAUAGUGGUGCCUUGUCAGGAGGAUUUCACUUUCAAGUCAAUGAUGGAGUGAACUUUGCUCCAAGGAAAAUCUUCAGUGUCACAGCCCAAUCGCUGGUCAUCAGCUUAAUGAAAAAUCAAGAACUUAAAGUUUUCCCAGGUUCUUCAAAGUUAAUUUCUGAAGAUGAGCUGCUGAUAAUCACAAAUGACUAUGAUGAUAUUUAUGGGAAUCGCACCAUCACCUACACCGUGACCUCACCUCCAAAAUUCGGAAGCCUAAUGUGGAAACAAGCAGAAAAUUCUACACAAGAAAUCUCCUCUUUCACCCAAAACAUGGUGAAGGAACGUGCUGUGCUGUAUGCACAGACUAAACCUGUUGCCUGGACCGCUACAGAUUCCUUCACCUUCACUGCAUCAUGCCCCCCAGCAUCCCUCCAUGCUCACACCUUUAAUAUCCACAUCUCUUAUGAAAAUAUUGGCCCGGAGCAUAGGAGUGCACUCUUUACAAAUACUGGGGCUGUCGUCGCUGAGGGUAGUAGUGUUCUCGUAGAUAAAUCAAAAUUGGAUGCCUCCAACCUUUUGGGAAAGUUAGAAGAAGAGGAACGUAAUUUCUAUGAGGUCUGGUACGAAAUCACCUCUCCACCCCUCCACGGCACUAUUGUUGUAGGUGAAAAGAACCUGACACAUGAAAGACUAAAGUUCUCCCAAUUCAAUCUCCACAAGCAUGGAGUUAUUUAUGUACAUGAUGAUUCUGAGACCACUCAUGAUAACUUCACUUUUGACGUGUGGCUAAACCCCAAAGGAAAGCUUGCUCAACGACCCCAGAAUGCAGACCAUAUAGUAUCAGGAAUAUUUAAUAUUACCGUGACCCCUGUUAAUGACCGGCCUCCUGUGCUCAAGACGGGAUCCCCUAGACUCAAAGUGGUCAAAGGGGACACUGUGACCUUGGACACUGCGAACCUUUAUGUGGAGGACCAAGACACUCCACCUGAGGAGCUUUAUUAUACGGUAAUCAGCAAGCCCAAAAAUGGCUUCCUUGCUUUGGAAGGUCAACUCAAUAAGUCUGCUACUACUUUUACCCAGGCUGAUGUAAAUCAAGGAAGGGUGCACUUUGUACAAAAUGGGGAACCCUCAUCAGGGGUCAUCUACUUCAGUAUAACUGAUGGAUUCCACAGACCACUCUACAAGCUCUUUAGUGUAGAGGUAGAGAAUAUCACUAUCAGUGUGGUCAACAACACCGGACUGACUCUGUUGCAAGGUCAGACCAUAGUGACUCUGACAUUCGAACAUCUGGCUGCAGUGACCAAUGAGAAAGAUGCAUCCAUUAAGUAUUUAGUUACAGGCCCACCAAGUCAUGGGUGUGUCAUGGUUAUGGAAGAGCCGGUCACAUACUUUGACCAAGAGGACCUUCACACUGGUAGAUUAUUUUAUAACAUGACUGACCUGUCGUCCUCUCAAGACAGCUUUGAGUUCACAGUCUUCACAUCUGAGAGUAACCUGACCAACCAGGUGGUAAACAUCACAGUCAGGCCACUGAUCCACCUUGGAGAGCAUGUUAGGAUCCCAGAUGGUAUCCCAGUGAAGCUAAGAAAGGACGUCCUUGAUGCAACAGAAUUGGCCUCCCUUAGUGCUAGCGAUCCCAUCUUUGAAAUCCUUAAGCCGCCAAAACAUGGCAAGCUAGUCAAAGUGACAUUUGACCUUGGAGGAGCCUCUCACUCGGUGGAGUCCUUCACAUUCAGGGAUGUGGAACAGGGCAGAGUUGCUAUAGAGGAAAACAUCAAUUUCCAAACCAUUUAUGGCAACACAACAGCGGCCAGGUACAAUGUCACAGCAGUCCAUCCACUUAAUGACUCAUUUGUUUUCCUUUUGAAGGCAGCCAAUGUCCAGCCUGCCAUGGGUGAAUUUGUGUAUUUAGUAAUACCUUAUGACCCCAUUACAGGGAAACAUAUGCUUAUAGAGCCGACCAAGUUGCCGACUUUCAACAGAACAACAAAUGCGAUGUCCCCCAUGUACCCUCCAUCUCACUUAGAUCCAACAACAAGACCACACAGGACCGCUUCAAAGCUGAAACCCCGAAACCGCUGGGGGAACCACACACGAAGCAGAUCAACGGUUCCUCAUGUCCCCCGUACCACGAUGGGCAAGUUGGACCCCUCCCCAAAAAAUACGUUAGUGAGGGUGGAGUCUUUACCAAGACCUGCAUCUGAUCCCCUGCUCAUCAUCCUGCCACUUCUGGCCUGCCUUCUUCUGAUUGUCAUUCUUGUGGUUCUUAUUCUUGUCUUCCGGCACCGGAGGGAAAAGCGGGCCCACCCCGCAAUCAUACAGGCUUUGACUGGGAACCCCGAUGAAGAUAUUUUAGCCAGAUGCCCAUAUCUGGGUCAACCUGAGAGAAGUCUCACUGUUCCUUCGGUUAUAGUAACCCCACUCACUCCAAGCUGCCCUGACAGCCCCGUUUUAGAGGAAGUACAUGAUGCAGCCUUGGUGCCAGCGAUUGAAAGAGCUGUGUCUCCAUUUGUCCUUUGCACAUGGAGUCCACUUGACCCUGAUUCUGCCCAGCGGUGUACACCAGCAACACCACCCCUUAAACAAAACCAGUUCUGGGUUUGAUUCAACUCUUUUUAUCACAUCCAGAUGUUGCUUGGACCAAUUUUUGUGAACUAUCAUUGUGCAUGACCAUCAUCAGAGCCAACUCUUAGCGUUACCUGGCAGAAGAAAGUAUGUUUUUAAGUUUCAUCCCAUACACUGAGAAACUGAGAACUUAAAAUGUUGUUGCCGUUUGGAUUUUGACCUUACAGACUGAAGGUGACUUGGCUUGGAGUCAAGGGAAAGAUCGCCAAAUAAUUGUAAUUUUAACACGUUUAUUUUAUGUUAGUCCAAUUUCUGUCCUGCCACAGCUUAGAUCUUUUUGUAGUUUUGAUGUUUUGUUACUUACUAAACAAAGAAUAGUCACCAAUUCUUUGUUAUUACAAGGUCUGAAAGUUUUGCAGUAAUAUUUACCUAUAUGGAAUGUCAUCUUUUUUUGUGUGCAAAAAUUGAACCUUUAGCUUGUCACUGGCUCAGUAGUACCCUCAAAGGUACACUUCUGUACCUUCUCUAACACUAUUAGCAGUUAGCACAUUGAGGUACUACAUGUAUCCUUUAGAGGUACAUAAGAUAUAAUCGUGCACCUUUGAGGAUGCUAACCCAGUGAUGAGCUAUGGGUUUUUGCACAUUUGUGUGUUACAGAUAGAAUGAAUGAACAUGGUUAAAAGAGUUCACAGACUGCAGUAUGAAAUGAAUGUUAUAAAUUUAGAUCCUUUGCCACAUUUUAGAGGACAAAAUAACACAAGUUUUUACAUCCAGUCUUCUUGGUUUUAUUAAAUACGGACAUUUAACUAUUCUACUUAGGCCUUCAUGUAGUAAAAAUAAGGGCUUUCACACCAGGUAGUUAGGAACUCAGUUAUAGGAACUAGCCAUCAUGGCUGACCUUGAGAACCAAAUGUUCCCCUAAGACCAUUUUCCUAUUGCAUUCGCUAGUAGGAACUUUGAAGUGACGUGAAAUGGAUUUUUUAAAGUUAUGUGAUUAAAAGAGCAAAAAGGAGAGCUAAAAGACAAAAUCUACGACAACUUGCAGUGCUAGAUAUCAUUGAGGCUGUGAAUAGAAUACAAUACCGCAAACAAAGGCUGUUGACAUUAACUUUCGGUAUGUUUAUGUUCCUUUAUGUAUGCUAGAUUGUGGAGUAAGUUACAAAUGGCGGGUGCCAGUGUUUCGUAUGGCAUUGGGUUCGUCAACUUACCUACACUUGAUCUCUGUCUAGUUCCUAUUGUGCUGGGUUAUAAAAUUGUUCCCAAUUCCUGCGGUGCAAACUCGACAAAAAGCAGGUACUUCUGCCAAUAGUUAUAGGAACUAUGAAAAUUUUCCUCUAGUGUGAAAGCCCCUAAUAGUUUAUUUCUUAUGUCAUUGUACCUAAUACAGUAUUGUUAUUAUUUAGGCCUACCGGUAAGUAGAAGAGGGAAUGUAAUUUCGGUAACAUCAAUUAGUAUACAGUAAAAAAGUGCUAACAAAUCAUUUACAAACUAUUAUAGUUCAUUUAUUGUUUAUAUAUUAUAGUCUAUAUAUUGUUAAUAUAUUAAUAACCUAUAUACAAAUAGCAAGUUCUUCACAGUUCUCCCCCCCCCCCCCCCCCUCAAAAUUAACAAAAUUUAAACGAUUUUAAAUAAAUCUUUUUCACGGGAAAUUGUAUACGUCACUCGCCCAUGUAUCUCUUGUCAUAUCCAUAAAUAGAGAAAAGUUGCUCUGGCUACUUUGGUGCAUGUAUAGUGUGGGAGUGGCAUAGGUUUUCAGAGAUGUUGAGAACUGAGGGAUUUUAAAGCGUUUGAUUACAGAAACAAUGCAUGAAGAAGAACUCACUACUUGUUUAUAGGCUAUAAAUACUGUAUAGUAACAAUGUAGAGACUAUACAUAUAUAAACUGAGAAUUAACUAUAUAUGAGUACUUUAUUACUGCAUACUCCAAUAACCAAAUGUCAUUUUUUUAAUAUUUCAUUUCUAAAUGGUUUUCCAAAAACACUAUAAAACCAUAGCAUUAUGCUGUACCUUAAUGCCUUAUGUUUAUUCAUAUUUGCUGUAGACAAAGUCUGUCAGAUUGGCAUGUAAUGAGAGAACUGAAACUACUCAAAGGUAAAUUUUAGAGAAGUGUCUGAAUAUGAUAAUAGUAU
Pimephales promelas (fathead minnow) is the source of this 9305-nucleotide messenger RNA. RefSeq names its product chondroitin sulfate proteoglycan family member 4Bb (gene cspg4bb). The record is from RefSeq and is a predicted model, not a curated record. Lineage: Eukaryota; Metazoa; Chordata; Actinopteri; Cypriniformes; Leuciscidae. Gene Ontology annotation, biological process: anatomical structure morphogenesis.